AAAAGCAAAAGGAGGGCAAGCAAAAACCUGAUCUUGACGUUCAGGCUAACAGAAAACCUGACCAAAAAUGGCCUUGAAGCGGUUCCUGAGGCCCAUUGCUAAACCAUCCCCCUCAUCGUCAUCACUGCCCCUUUCUCCGAUCCCCAACCCUCCGCCUCCGGCCCCACCUGAUACUUCUCUCCCCCCACUUCCUACUCUAACUCUCUCUCCCGAUCCCCACUAUCAUCACCUCCUUCACUUCGUUAAGACCCAUCUUGCUCCUCCUUUCACAGCCGACAGCCUUCUCCACUUCCUCAAAUCCAAGCUCCAUCACCAUCCUAGCUUCACCAUCUAUGACUUUCAUAUCUUCAAUUGGGCAUCCACGAUUGACUCCUAUCGCCACAACCACUCCACUUUCGAAUGGAUGGCUCGUACUCUCGCUGUUACCAACCGUCUGGUUGAACUCCGAGCUCUUCUCCAAUUCAUGGCUUCCAAUCCUUGCCCCUGCUCCGACGGUAUUUUCUCUUGCUCUCGAACCGAAUCCAUAUUCCAGUUUGUGAUUAACGCGUUUUGUAAAGCUCGGAAACUGGAGGAUGCUGUUUUCGCUUUUGAUUGUAUGCGGAGAUUGAUUGAUGGGAAGCCUAAUGUGGUUAUUUGUAAUUGCUUGAUCCAUGGAUUUGUAAAAUGCGGAAGGCACGAUAGAGCGUUGGAAUUUUAUGAUAAAAUGCUUAGAGAUAGGGUCAAGCCUGAUGUGUUUACUUUUAAUAUUUUGAUCAGUAGUUAUUGUCGAAUUUCACAGUUUGGAUUGGCUUUGGAGUUGUUUAAGGAGAUGAGAGAAAAGGGGUGCAAUCCCAAUGUGGUUACUUUUAAUACUUUGAUUAAGGGGCUCUUCAGGGAGCGGAAGAUUGAAGAAGGGAUUGAGAUGGCCUACGAGAUGAUUGAAUUGGGGUGUCAGCUUUCAAGUGUAACAUGUGAGAUUUUGGUUGAUGGACUUUGUAAGGAAGGUCAGGUUUUGCGAGCAUGUGAAAUAUUGGCAGACUUGUCUAGCAAGAGACUUUUGCCCAAUGGAUACGAUUAUUUUGUUUUGGUGGAAACUCUUUGCGGCAAAGGGAAUGUCGUUCGGGCAUUGGAGCUUAUUUAUGAACUGUGGAACCAAGGAAAUGCCCCGGGCUUGAUUGCUUGCACUACAUUAAUUGACGGUUUAAGGAGCUUGGGGAAGACUGAAGAAGUAUUUAGAUUGUCAGAAAAGAUGCUUAAAGAGGAUAUAGUUCUCGAUAUUGUGACUUUCAAUUCUGUUCUUCGGGAUACUUGUAAUAUGCGAAGAACAGCUGAUGCAAAUAAGUUGAGAUUGCUGGCUUCAACAAAGGGUUUAAAACCAGAUGGCAUGACCUAUAGAAUUUUAGUUUCAGGGUAUGCACGAGAGGGAAAUCAAAAGGAGGGAGAGUCAGUGUUAAAUGAAAUGUUGGAUAGGGGAUUUAUAUCUGAUCUUGCUACAUAUAAUAAAUUGAUGUAUGGUUUUCUCUAAUUGGAUAUGUUCUAAACCCGGGAAGGUUUACAAAAUUGAUUAGUGAAAUUAUACAGACAAUGUAACAUUUAAUUGGUCGUCAAUUAAGACUUAUUUAAACUUGAUGCGAAGAUGACUGAGAAACUCUCUAGCUGGACAUAAGAAUUGUCAUAUAUUGAAGACAGGUGGAGGAUCUAGUUUUGCACAAAGAUAAUGUGGAAAUUGCCAUGGAAGAUGACAAUUCUCCUAAAUUCUGUGACUUUUUCCCGCUUUAUGAAUGGUGAAUUUUCCUAAUUUAUGCAAAACCCGUGGGGAUAAAUUGGGAUUAAUUCUGGUUUCCACUUCCUCUUUAUGGGUUACUACCAGAUGCCAUUUCGUUUAACCUUCAAGAAUCAUAGUCAGCUGCUUUGAAGCUGCAAGAUUAUGAGUAGUGUUGUUUUGUUGUUUCUGCUGGGCAUAUGUCCACUCUUCUACUAAACCAGAAGUUUUUAAAUUCAUUUUUUCUUCUCUGUUAAGAAGUUUUCUAUAUCUCAUGUAUAAUUUUUUGAGACUGUGUGGGUCAAUUGCACUCAGAUGACUGUCCAUAUGUAGCGUUGUCAGUA
Prosopis cineraria is the source of this 2085-nucleotide messenger RNA. RefSeq names its product pentatricopeptide repeat-containing protein At2g36240. The record is from RefSeq and is a predicted model, not a curated record. The transcript has a single exon. Bases 68 to 1504 code for a protein of 478 amino acids. Lineage: Eukaryota; Viridiplantae; Streptophyta; Magnoliopsida; Fabales; Fabaceae. Gene Ontology annotation, molecular function: protein binding.